UGCAGUGGGGCCGCUGGAGGCGGGCGGGGAGCAGCCGUAGCACUAUCAGCCCCCCCCCCGCCCCCCAGCCUGCCCUGGUGGCGCAGGCGGAAUCAGCAGGCGGGCGGCAGCCACAGCAGAGCCAGCAGGCGAGGAGGCGCUGCCCGGGGACCCCGCAGUGUCGCGGCCACUGCCGCCCCCUGAGUGUCAGUUUUGUGAUAAGGCUUUUAUGAACUAUUCCUUUCUACAAAGUCAUAUGCAACGCCGCCAUAAGGAAGAAUCUCACACUGCAGAACAAAAGAAGAAAGCACAGACAGAUAAAUUACAGGAUGAGAUCGAUAAGUUGAAGGAAGAGUUACAGCUCACCAAGUCCCUCCUAGAAGCUGAACAACAAGCACAAGUGGUUAGAUUUUCUAAGGAAUAUGAACUUCAAAGAUCAAAAGAAGAAGAAAUUAUGCAAUCUUUUCAUAAAUGGAAAGAGGAAGAAAAAGAGAGAUUGGCUGAUGAAAUAGAGAAAGUGAAAGAGAUGUUUAUGAGGGAAUUUAAAGAAUUAGCUGCAAAGAAUACUGCAUUAGAGAAUCAAUUGUUAGAUUUACAAAAGUCCAAUAUGCAAAUGAAAUCCAAUUUGGGCACUUUAAAAGACAGCUGUGAAUUUAUGGAAGAGAGACCACAGAAUGAUCAGGAUUAUCAGAAUGUGAUUGAACUUCUUGAAAAACAGGAGAGUAAGUGGACUUCCAGAAUACAAGCCCUUCAUCAAGAACAUGAAAAAGAAAGGUGCCAGCUACUGUCACAGAUUGAGAAGCUUAAAUCAUCAAUGACAGCGGACCUAAAUGCAAGUAAUAUCUUCUAUAAGAAAAGGAUAGAAGAGCUAGGGCAGAGACUUCAGGAACAGAAUGAGCUGAUUAUUUCUCAAAAACAUCAGAUAAAAGAAUUGUCCACAAAAUCACUAGCUAAUGUCAAAUCGCAAGUUGUGAAUGCUCCAGCACAGCAUGCUGUAGAACCUAAAUCAAGCCUACCAGCCACUCACGAUCUAGAAAAAAAUGAACACAAAAUAAGCAGAAGUAAGCAACAUUUAAUAAAUGCUUUGAAGACUAAUCCUUCAUUAACUAAAGAAUUACGAAUAGUUUUGGAGCAGACCUUGGUGGAGAAAUUGGAAUCCUUGGGAAUUAAAGCAGGUGUUCGUGGUAUCCCAAGUGACUUCUUAAACAAAAUCUUAAUUUCUGUUGAAUCUGCUCGAGAAGAGAAAGAGAAAGAAGUGCCUGACAUUCAACUAAUUCGAGAACAUCUUGAACGCCAAGUCAGCUUCAGGAUUGAGGAGAGAUCAUCAUCAUCUUGUAACAGGCUUGUUUCCAGCUCUCGUCUGCCUUCUAAAGAUAAACAGAAAAUGGUUCAUGUGGCAACUUCCUCAUUAACAGUGCAGCCAAAACCAGCAAAACGGACUUCUACAACUGUAUGCCUAGCUGGACAAAGAAUGACUGCUGCUGAGAAUACAUCUACACCAAAACCCGGGAAGCAUGUUUUUCUAGACGGGGCUUCCAGAAAAACAUCUAGCAUUGGCACUCCACCAUUCAGCUCAGAGGAGGAAGUAGAUGAUGAUGAUGAUAUUAUGCACGCUUACAUAUCACCGGAAUUACUAAAACCCAAAGCAUCCAGAAACAGCACGAAUAAUUGUGGGAUGGUUACAGGCAAAAGCGAAAAGGACUGGACUGAAGAAAGUGAAAUGAGAGAGACUGAAACACCUUCCAAGCCUUCAAAAGAUGCAGUUAUUCAAAAGCUAACUGAACAAGUUGAAAAGACUCUUUCUAGCCACGGAAAUCAGAAUAAGACACCUGGAGGAAUUAAUGUCACACAGGCAUUUAUUAAAAAAGAAGAUGCACAAGAACUAAAGUUCACAGAAGUUGAUGAUGAUGACUGGGAUAUAUCAUCUGUAGAAGAAGAAAAUUGUUUAUUAGCAAAAGAUGGGAGAGAGCAGAAAGGAACUGCUGUUCUAAAGAACAGUGAAUCAAAUACUGCAUCAAUGGUACAUGCCUGGGGUGUUCCGAAGACAAAUCUGCCUAAGGAGGAAGGAUUUCAUGAUGCUGAUACAACAAGCACAUUAAAAAGCAGCUUAGUUACUGUAACUGAUUGGAGUGAUUCUUCAGAUAUAUAACUGCUCACCUGUAAAUGGCAGACAUUGCUGCUAGAUUGUAAUACAGAGUUAAUGACUCUUUCUAAAAGAUUCUGACUCCAAUUCAUUUUUUCCAAUUGUACAUUUAUAAGGAAGAUUGUUUACAAAAUGUGUGUGUCUUUUAACCUUGAACUGUUUACAAAUGAUUUACAUACAUGUAACAGUAUUUAGAAACUUGGGGUGAAUUUCUAGCCAAACUGAAGCGAAUGGCAAAGCUCUCACAUACUUCACUGGGGCCAGAAAUUCAUCCUAUUGUUUCUUUGUAAGACUGAAACAAGUUUCUAAAAAAUCGCAGAAGCACAACCAGUAAACUGUUUUCUUCAGAUUGUUACUUAUCAGUAUUUUAAAGCCAUUUUUAAAGUAUAUUUUUUCUAUUUUAUUGUGAAUUUUAUAUAAAAAUGUGAACGUUUUAAAUAAUUUUUUCUUUGUAUUAAAAUGUUAACAUUUCUCAACAUGAUUUAAAAUAAGUGUCAAGGGCUGAAAAUGGUAUAGCUUACAGAUUUGUUGCUGUGUGCCUUGAAACUUAAUACUGAGAAAGUAUUUCUGCUUUAGUUGUUAGAAUAGGUUUUAAUGUGUAUUCAUAUAAAACUAUAAAUUACCUCAGUAUAGCUAGAAAACUUGAACAGGAGCAAGGAAGGUACAGACAUGGUAUUGAAUGCUUACAUGUAUUUUUUGUUUUCAUAUGCAAUAAACUUUUGUUUUUCCAGUUGC
This is a messenger RNA of Pelodiscus sinensis (Chinese soft-shelled turtle), 2857 nucleotides long. NCBI's taxonomy places the organism in Eukaryota, Metazoa, Chordata, Testudines, Trionychidae. The record is from RefSeq and is a predicted model, not a curated record.